Molecule: messenger RNA, 846 nt
Organism: Drepanopeziza brunnea f. sp. 'multigermtubi' MB_m1
Lineage: Eukaryota; Fungi; Ascomycota; Leotiomycetes; Helotiales; Drepanopezizaceae
Source: RefSeq, a predicted model, not a curated record
AUGAUCGAUCUUACGGGCUCGCCAUCGCCAUCUCUUGAGGCUCGGCUUCGUCCCCGGGCCUCUACAUCAGAUAGACCUAUGCGGAGCCUGGCUCGCCAGGCAGAGAUUGCCGCUGCUUCGCGCGUGGCAGAAUCUCAUUUGGCAGAGACUAGGCUGGGAGAGCCUACGAGCAUGGAACUUGUCUCUGGCAUCGACUCCGCCCCGCAGGAAAAACAUCAGACGCACCAAUGUUCGGAGACGGCGCUCACCACACCCUGCAACCGCAGAGACAUCUCAUCUAACCUGCGUGUCCGCGCCCCAGCACGACUCCCCGGAAAAGCAUUCAAAACACCACCCCUUCUCGGAGAGUCGACGCGACGCGAAGACAACCCCGGCCCACACGGCAGAGGUGACGACCAGAACCAACCAACCAACCAGACAGACAGACAGACAGAGACAGAGACCACCUCGCAGGACAGAGAAAGCGGCGAGCGAGCGUCUCAGAACCGAAGAACCCAAGUAGAGCGAGCUAACUCUACUUCUACUCUCCAAGCCGAAUCUGGAACGGGAACGGGCAUGUCGGACGGAGCAGUUGAGCAGUAUCGCGGCCUCCCGCAAGGUAGAGAAGAAGAUGGAGGAGGACUUCCUGGCACUCUUACCCCCCCCCCCCCGUGCAUGUUUAUUGCUUGGCGUGAGCUGGCUGUACACCUGUACACUGGGCGAAUGGAGAAGGAGAGAAUCGUCGACAGCUCUCGCAAGACAGAUUCGAGUUACGAGUUACGAGAGGCGAAUGAUCAGCUAUGGGCCAAAUUCAAAUUAUGCACACGUGUAUCCCGCCACACUGUUAUUAGCUUUACUGUAUUAUGA